This is a messenger RNA of Solea solea (common sole), 3263 nucleotides long. RefSeq names its product ANTXR cell adhesion molecule 2a (gene antxr2a). Gene Ontology annotation, cellular component: membrane. NCBI's taxonomy places the organism in Eukaryota, Metazoa, Chordata, Actinopteri, Pleuronectiformes, Soleidae. The record is from RefSeq and is a predicted model, not a curated record. The transcript has 18 exons. Bases 212 to 1708 code for a protein of 498 amino acids. Gene Ontology annotation, molecular function: signaling receptor activity.
ACAGGAAACACGUGAACGCAACUUAACUUUGUUUCCUGUGGAAGUUUCUUCAGAGUCGUGUUGCCUUCACGGUCCUCACUCACUCACUCACUCACUCAUUCACUCAUUAAUGAGCGGAAGUGACUAAAGUUCAGGAACAUGAAGAAACUUCUUAACGGCUGGUGACGUCAUCACGGUGUUUUCCUUUAUUUCGCGGUGGAGUCCGUGGAGUAUGUGGCGGCUCUUCUCUCUCCGUGAGUCCGCUCUCAGUGACGUGUUUCCCGGCCACAGAGCGUGGAGCUCCGCGGCGGCGCUGCUGCUGCUGCUCUCCGUGUUUGCUGCGUGUUCCCGGGCAGAGGAGCAGCAGGAGGAGGCGUCCUGUCACGGAGCUUAUGACCUCUACUUUGUCCUGGACAAGUCUGGAAGUGUUUCAACCGACUGGAUGGAGAUUUACUCGUUUGUGAGGAACCUCACUGACCGCUUCGUCAGUCCCAGGAUGAGAGUGUCCUUCAUCGUGUUCUCAGCCUCAGCUAAAGUGCUGCUGCCUCUGACAGGAAACAGACAUGAGAUUGAAGAAGGUUUGGAGAAUCUGCGUCAGGUGAAACCAGCAGGUGAAACGUUCAUGCACGAGGGGAUCAAACAGGCCACAGAUCAGAUGAAGAAACAGACGCAGACGUCCAACAGCAUCAUCCUGGCUCUGACCGACGGGAAGCUGUCGGUGUACGUGCACGAGCUGACGCUGAAGGAGGCGGACGAAGCGCGGCGAUACGGCGCUCGAGUUUACUGCGUGGGAAUCAAAGACUUUGACGAGCAGCAGCUGGCAGAAAUCGCAGACACCAAGGACCAAGUGUUUCCUGUCAAAGACGGUUUCCACGCCCUCAAAGGCAUCGUCAAUUCUAUAUUAAAGCGCUCGUGUACAGAGAUUCUGACUGUGGAACCGUCCAGUGUCUGUGUGAACGAAACCUUCGACAUCGUCCUCAGAGGAAACGGAUUCACUCAGGGACGGAGCAGUGAAGGAGUGAUGUGUAGUUUCAUCAUCGACCAACAGACCAUCAAUAAUAAACCCAGUGUGGUUCGCAGUGAUUAUCUGCUGUGUCCUGCUCCAAGACUGUAUGAGGAGGGACAAUCCAUGGACGUUCUCAUCAGCCUCAACAACGGGAAGACGUUCAUCUCCUCUGCCUUCACCAUCUCUGCAUCCACCUGUUCUGAUGGUCUGGUAGUUGCCAUCGUCUUCCUGGUUCUGCUCCUCCUCCUCGCUCUCGCUCUCAUGUGGUGGUUCUGGCCUCUGUGCUGCACACUGGUCAUCAAAGACCCGCCUCCACCGCUGCCUCCUUCUCGGCCGCCGCCUCCUGAACCCGAGGCUCUGCCAAAGAGCAAAUGGCCAACAGUGGACGCGUCGUACUACGGAGGCCGAGGAGCCGGAGGAAUCAAACGGAUGGAGGUGCGUUGGGGGGAGAAAGGUUCCACAGAGGAGGGGGCUCGGCUGGAGAAAGCUAAGAACGCUGUGGUGACAGUUCCAGAGGAAACAGAUGAACCCAUGGUCCAGCGUCCUAGAAAUCCAGCUCCAGUUCAGCAGCAGCCCCAACACAAGUGGUACACGCCCAUCAAGGGUCGUCUGGACGCUGUGUGUGCUCUGCUACGACGACAAUACCACAGAGUUUCACUCAUGAGACCAACGUCUGCAGAUCAGGGUCGAUGCAUGAACUUCGAGCGUGUUCAGCGUCAGUAGAAGAAGAAGAAGAAGAAGAAAAACAACAACAGGAGCUGGUUUUUUAUUUGAAUCUUUCUUUUUUAUUUUCUUCACUCUGCUUCAGCCUUAAAUUAUUUUACACUUUUACGUUAAAUCUAAAAACGACUUUCAUUGUAAACGAGCUGAAAACAAACAAACAUGGCGUCUCGGUCGUCGUGGAAAAAAAGAAUUUCUAAAAGAAGACGAAAACAAGAUGGCGGCGGUGGGCGGGGCUGUUGGCCUUUGGCGCGUCAGUGAGUCACAAGUCAAAGCUCCUCUCGGCGACGUCUCCUCGUGAAUCCUGUCCAACUUCACUCGUCGUCCUGCGGCGGCGCCGAGACCGCGACUGUCGCUUUAACGCACGCAUGACCAACUGUGGACACGCCCCCAGGUCCUCAGCACGUCCACGCCUCUCCCUGGACUUCUGUGAAGACACCUCUUCCUGUUCUGUCUCUCUUUCUUUCAGGAAGACAAAAUUAUUAGAGCGUGUUUGAACCGCGGGACAGUCUCCUCCCCCUCCUCCUCGCCAUCAUCGCCGCCAUCACCACCGCGGCGGCGUCUGUGGCUCAGUUUGAGGGAUUGAUGCCUUUAAGACCUUGACAUGGUGUUUGAGUUCAGUCUGUUCAGCAGGGCGUAGCACGCACACACACACACACACACACACACACACACACACACACACACACAGGCCGCCAUUGCCGCCGUCUCCACCGCGUCUCACGACUCACAGAAAUCAAAGUUUAAUUAAAAUAAUUAAAGUGAACAGAAGCGGCCGCCUGUGACACACACAACUGCACGACAACACACACAACAACUGCGCGACAACACACACACAACUCAUUUAAUCCCAAAUCACUCAUUUAUCGUUUUCUUUGUCGAGCGCGAGGUCACAACGUUACCGACACACACAGUGUGUGUGUGUGUGUGUGUGUGUGUGCUGGAAUAAUCCAGUCACUUCAGAUUGUGUACUUCACCCACAGAUUACAGAUUGGAGUGGAAACCUGCCAAAGCGCGGCGGCGGCGGCGUUGACGUGCAGUCGUAUAGACAAUGACCGGUGGCGGGGUCAGUGGCGUGUCUGUGUGUGGGCGGGGACACGUCGUCAUGUGACACUAAAAAUAAGUUCAACAACCAUCAAGUUUGAGAGGAGGAGGGGGCGGGGCUUAGGGAUCAUUGUUAUUAUUGUUCCUUUGUUUCCUGUGUGUGUGUGUGUGUGUGUGUGUCUGCAAUCGACUCGUCAGCCUGUUUGAAGACGUUAAACAACACGAGACGCCAUCUUUGUCACAUGACUCAUGAUAAUAAUAAUUAUGAUUAUUGUAAUAAAAUCAUUAGAUUUUGUUUUUAAAAAGAUUUAAAAUUCAAAAACUUUCUUUUCUGUCAUUUUGUUUCUUUUCUUUUCUACUUUAAAUAAAUUCAUGUUUUCAUGCUCGCUGAUCACAUGAUGAUCUUCACUGUUGAAUGUAUAGAAAUUCACUCUGCACCUUUAACUUCAGGUCACAUGAUCACACGCACGCGCGUGUGUGUGUGUUUCUAAAAAUCUAAUUAUAAAAAUGUUUU